This is a messenger RNA of Alosa sapidissima (American shad), 2628 nucleotides long. It is a transcript of the gene oacyl, whose product is annotated as O-acyltransferase like. The coding region runs from base 102 to 2150 and encodes 682 amino acids. The transcript is spliced from 17 exons. Lineage: Eukaryota; Metazoa; Chordata; Actinopteri; Clupeiformes; Clupeidae. The record is from RefSeq and is a predicted model, not a curated record. Gene Ontology annotation, molecular function: acyltransferase activity, transferring groups other than amino-acyl groups.
GAGGCUAGGGGCAGCCGACAAGUGACUGGAGGUCCCCCCAUCUGUCCGUCCGAAGCCCAAGGCCCUUCGGUGACCUUUGAACCAGAAACGACAAAAAGUGGAUGUUUGUCCAUCUCCCACGACCCCCAGAAAUGUGCAUGCAGGACACCCGGAUGUUUCUUCUGGAGCUCAGCAAAGACAAACCAGCAAAGUAUGCAGCUCUCAUGUAUGAUGCGUUUGGGAAGCUGGGCAGUGAUGUGAAGGGCGGGAACGUGAACAGACCUGGCUCUCUACGCGAGUGCCUGUCUGUCAGUGCGCCAGGCUUCAGAGGGCAGUACUGCCAGGUGUUCCUCAAGCAGGAAGAAGUUCAGUACUUUGUUGGGAUUUGUGUUCCUGACUCAUGUACAGAGGCAGAUGUGCAGACUCUGGUAGUUUACGAUAUGUUACAAUCGAAAGAGGAGUCUCUAAUACCCCCGGUGCCAUCUCCACUUCUGUCUGACUCCACGUUGGGCAUCUACAUGACCCACUGCCUUAGUACCCACAUGACCCCUCCUGACCCCUCUGCAGUCAUCUGUCUGUUUGUGUGCGCUGUGCUUGUGACCGUGCCCUUGGUGGCUAGCCUUUACGUGGCCCUUCUCAGGUUGAAGCGCCAGAGGGCGGUCACCCCCAGCCCUGACAUCCCCCUGACCUCUGACCCCAGUUGCUAUGGCAGCCUGCUCUCCAACGGCUCUCCAGCCAGUCAAGCAGACAAUGGCAGCCCUGAUGACAGCAGCACAAACUCAGACGGCAAAGCCAGCGAGGACAGCAGCGCAAAGAGUCGCUUCUUGUCCUGGCUGCAGAGCCUCUCCCUGCAGGACAGCAGCGCGGGAGUCCUGAGCCUCUCCCUGCAGGACAGCAGCGCGGGAGGUCUGAGCGCGGGAGGCCUGAGCGUGGGGUCAGGCAGUGCUGACAGCUAUUCCUCCCUCAACGGCAUCCGCAUGCUCAGCCUGCUCUGGAUCCUCUCAGGCCACAACGUGCAGCUCAGUGCAUGGAACAACCUGGAUAAUGCUAAGCGCUGGAAAGAGAGAGUGGAGAGGAGCCCUCUCUAUGUGUUUGCAUUCAGUGGUCCUGUGUAUCUGGCUGUGGACUCCUUCCUGCUGCUGGGAGGUCUUUUGAGUGCCAAGUCCCUUUUGGCUUCCAUUCAGAGAUCAGAGGAUAAACUGAGCCCAGGACUUGUGACACAUUUCCUGUUCAAGAGGUUUAAGAGAGUUCAGCCUCUCCACCUCUUCAUUGUGUGCCUGGCCAUUGGUCUUUUCUCUGUCGUCCAGCGAGGGGCUUUCUGGUUCAUCGCUGAUGACGAGAUCCUGAACUGUAAGAAAUACUGGUGGUCAAACCUGCUGCUGGUGAACAAUCUUUUCACCAUCACUGACAUAUGUGCACCAUGGACCUGGUACCUAUCCAUCGACUUUCAGUUCUACAUCACCACCCCUAUACUCAUACUUCUAUACAGAUGGAACAAGAGGGUGCUUGCAGCUGUGGCGGUCCUUCUCAUGGUGCUGACGUGCUUGACCAGUGCCCUCCUCACAGCCGUCUUGCGUCUGCCUGUUCACCAGCCCACCACACUAUCAUUUGAGAGCUACUUUCAGUAUUAUUACAACAAACCCUACACUAGAUAUGGACCAUAUCUGGUUGGCAUCCUUGCGGGAAUCUAUAUGACGACCAAAAGUGGACCCUUUGUGAGACAUCGGUGGCAGGCAGGUCUGGGCUGGUUCUCCUCUCUGUCUGUGAUGAUGGCUGUGGUGGGCCUGGCCUACAGCCUGAGGGAAGUCCCCCCGGGACCCUCCCUGCCCCAUGCCAUCUACCAGGGUCUUCACCGCACCCUGUGGGCCCUGGCGCUGGCCUGGGUCAUCCUGGCCUGUGAGGAGGGCUAUGGAGGGUUUGUGGAUAGGAUUCUGUCUCUGAGCGUGUGGAUUCCUCUGUCCAACAUCAGCUUCGCCUGUUAUCUCAUCCACCCCAUGCUCAUCAUUCUCUACAAUGGCAAACGGGAAACGGCCAUUCACUACACUGACCUCAACUUUUUGUACCUGUUCCUGGGCCACACUGCUCUGAGCCUCUCUCUGGGCUACGUGCUGACCGUACUGAUUGAGAAGCCGUACCUCUUCCUGAAGGCCAGCCAUGGGAAGCCUCACUGAAGUGGACGAUGUGAUAUCAGGGAAAAAAACACAAGACCCUGACACUGUUUAUGAGACCACACAUGAUGAUGACAUAAGACAGGCUGUACACAGCGGCCCUCCAACUUUCCUGUGGCACUCUGUUAAUCUCACCAAUCACUCUGCCCCAUGCCUUUUAAAUGACUGGACCUGUUCAAUGUGGGUGCGGAGGCUUCUCAGCGCCCCAGGAACUCAAAGCCAUCGCCCCCUGGAUGUGUGAGGCAGAGGCCGUGUUGUCGGCCUCCUCAGGGGGGGCGCUUACGGGACGGAGAGGGCAGGCAAAGGGCAGUCUGAGUUACGCGUGUGACACCCAGCGCGUCCAGCUGGCCUGCCGGCGUGAGUCACAGCACGCAGCCGGAGCUCCAGGCGCCUUCCAGAGCCACGGCAGCGUUUAAAUUUACCCCCACCGCAGAAACACGACACUGCCGCGGGCCACACCGCUGCCACAGACGCAUACCCA